ACUAGUAAAUAUUUAAAAACUAGUAUAGACCUUGCUAAUUAUAAUAUAAAAUAAAUAUUUGUUAAUAAUGUCGAUCACGUCGUCAGACACGGAUGCAGAUUACCAUUCGUUCUCCGAGCGAACGCUGGCUAUCAUAAAGCCAGAGGCGUAUGACGAUGUUGAAGAUAUAGAAAACCAUAUACGUGACAAUGGAUUCCAGAUCCUCGCUAAACGAGAAGUCCGCCUGAGCCCGGAGCAAGCAGCCGAGUUAUACAGAGGACACUACGGCAAGCAUCACUUCCCGCAUCUGGUGGCGCACAUGUCGAGUGGGCCCGUCGUCGCGCUGGUGCUGGCCGCCAACAACUGCGUGAACAAGUGGCGCACCUUGAUGGGCCCUGCAAGAGUGGUGGAGGCGCAAGCCUACUGGCCGGACAGUCUGCGCGCGUGCUACGGACAUCGCACGAAAUACGGCGACUAUUUCAACGCGUUACACGGCAGCGAGAACCACGCCGAGGCGCUGAGGGAGAUACACUUCUUCUUUCCCACCAUGAUCGUAGGCCCAAUGCUCCGUCAAUGGCAGAUCGGUGACUACAUCCAGAGGAACAUAACGCCCACACUAGCGCCGGCGUUGACUGCACUAGCACACAAGAGACCAGCGGAGCCGAUAGUGUGGCUGGCGGACUAUCUGAAGUCACACAAUCCCAACGGACCCGAACUAGCGCCGCGCGCCGAGGAGUUCACGGAGGAGGCAAGGUGUCGAACGCCCCAGCCCUCGGAGGAAUCUCUCGCCAAAUAGCCAAGCAGUUUUUAGGGUUCCGUAGUCAACAAGGAACCCUUAGUUACCUACAUUCUACCCUUUUGCCAUGUUCGUCUGUCUGCCCGUGGUUUUGCUCAUGAGACUACUGAGUAAUUUAGAAAGAGCUGUAAUUUAGCAAGAGUUGGUAUGUACUUUAAAAACGUCGACAGUCGUAAAAUAAAAUCUUUACAAAUACUUUUUAUUACGUAAAGUCGGGAUUAUUGUUUUAUAACAUUUUUUUCAAAUUUUCCGAAUGUCAAAAACGCUGUCGUCCAUUUUGUGACGUCACAAUGUUACUUGAUGUACCUACUAAACCUCAUUAUUAAUAUUCAAGGAUUAUAAAUAAAACACCCAUUAUUUCUCCCCCAAUUUAUACCUGUAUUCCAAUAUCUAGGUCCUGGGAAAGAAAUUAUCAUUUAUUUUUUGUAUUAUAUUGCCUACCCUAGUUAAAUGCAUUGUGCACGCCACUGGACAUAGAAGGAUUAAUCUUAGGAUUAAAAAUAAAACACCCAUUAUUUCUCCCCCAAUUUAUUAGCAUAAUAUAGAUACAAAAGAUUUAUUUAUCACAGGCUAACGUGUAAAAAACAUGAGCGGAACAAUAAUAAUUAUGAAACCAUUAUUACGUAUGAAGUUUAAUUUUUAACCGAUUUUAUAACUAAAACUAAAAUUUACUACAAUGUAAUAUAA
Molecule: messenger RNA, 1462 nt
Organism: Bicyclus anynana (squinting bush brown)
Lineage: Eukaryota; Metazoa; Arthropoda; Insecta; Lepidoptera; Nymphalidae
Product: nucleoside diphosphate kinase homolog 5-like
Exons: 4
Coding region: 68-775 (235 amino acids)
Biological process (GO): negative regulation of oxidative stress-induced intrinsic apoptotic signaling pathway
Source: RefSeq, a predicted model, not a curated record